AUGGCGCAGCGCAUUCUUCUUAUCAACGGCCCCAACCUCAAUCUGCUUGGGACUAGAGAACCUCAAAUCUAUGGCUCAACAACACUAAAUGAUGUCAUCAAUCAAGCCAAAGCGCAGGCAGAUCAGCUUUCUGUACAAAUCGAGGCCUUCCAGUCCAACCACGAAGGAGCCAUUGUAGAUAGGAUUCAGGCGGCGCGAGGAGAAAUCGACGGCAUCGUCAUCAACCCUGGAGCCUUUACGCACACAAGCGUGGCGAUCCGAGACGCCCUACUUGGCGUAGGAAUACCAUUCAUAGAACUCCAUGUCUCAAAUGUACAUGCUCGAGAACCAUGGAGGAAGCAUAGUUACUUGAGCGACAAAGCACAGGCAGUCAUUUGUGGGUUAGGAGUGUUUGGAUAUACAGCAGCAAUCGAAUUUGCGGCGAGGCAUAUGAAGAUCAAUGCCGGGGCAUCAAAAUUGUAA
Molecule: messenger RNA, 462 nt
Organism: Trichoderma atroviride IMI 206040
Lineage: Eukaryota; Fungi; Ascomycota; Sordariomycetes; Hypocreales; Hypocreaceae
Biological process (GO): quinate catabolic process
Molecular function (GO): 3-dehydroquinate dehydratase activity
Source: RefSeq, a predicted model, not a curated record